UUCAUGCGAGUCUUGCCAAACUAAUCGUUCAGCUUAAAGGAAUCUACCAUUGGAAGGGUUAUCCUAGCGCGUUAGAGAAAUAGAAAAUUGCUCUUGCCGACAAUGUGGCUUGUCGUCGUCUUGGUGGGAAUCGUCACGUCCACAUCAAAUGCGUACGAGUUCUCGUUGCCGAGAAUUCCUCGACGAUCGAAAUCUCUCUCGCCCCGACUCGCGAUGACUAGUACCAGCUCUGCAGAAGACAGUAUUGCUGUUGCUGUGACACGCGAAGACGGAAACAAUAAGAAGCUGUUGAAAGCCUUGGAAUCUCGAUUGGCCGGACGUAUUUCAGUUCUUGAAGUGCCUUGUAUUGCCCAUGCUGAUGGGGAAGACUAUGCCUUGCUUGCUGAAAAAUUACGAUCGGAGCGAUGGGAUUAUGUCGCCGUCACCUCUCCUCAAGCAGCUAUUAUUUUGAACAGUGCUUGGGAUAGUGUACGAGACGACCCUAUUCCAGUCACGGCCGUGGGAAAGGCCACAUCAGAGGCUUUAGAAGAGUACGGCAUCGCCGUUUCCUUUUGCCCGUCCAAGGCUAUUGCGACCACGCUCAUGCUGGAGCUUCCUGCUACUAGAGUAACUGAUGCGACACGAGUUCUAUAUCCAGCGAGUGCCAAAGCGCGAACAACGUUGGAGAAUGGUCUCAGGGAACGAGGCUUUGAAGUUGUACGUCUUAACGCGUAUGACACAGUUUCGGCACAUUGGACGCAUAUACAAAGGACAAAUGCAGAGAAGUGUCAAGUUGCCUGCUUUGGGUCGCCGUCGGCAGUGGAUGGUUGGCUGAGGAACUCCAACAACAAUACCACAGUUUUGGCUGCUUGUAUAGGUAAAACGAGUGCUGACGUUUGUCGCGACAGAGGUUGGCCGAAAGAAUGCAUUUUCUUCCCAGACAAGCCAGGUAUCGAAGGAUGGAUCAAUGUCGUAGAAGAAGCCGUUGACGCCCUAGUCAGCGAGACAGUAUAG
Molecule: messenger RNA, 993 nt
Organism: Phaeodactylum tricornutum CCAP 1055/1
Lineage: Eukaryota; Bacillariophyta; Bacillariophyceae; Surirellales; Neidiaceae
Gene: HemD
Product: uroporphyrinogen-iii synthase
Exons: 1
Coding region: 103-993 (296 amino acids)
Biological process (GO): uroporphyrinogen III biosynthetic process
Molecular function (GO): uroporphyrinogen-III synthase activity
Source: RefSeq, a predicted model, not a curated record